AUGUCCCUGUCUCCCAGCACUGGUGGUGGAGGUGGCCUGGAGCUGUGCUGCUGCGCCCCAUCCCCAGUGCCUCGCCUGCUGCUGUGCCCCGGCCCGGCCCUGGGCACCGGCAGCCGGCCCGAGCAGCUGCAGGUGGAGACCUCUCCGGGCCAGGCUCCGCCCCUGCACGCCAAGGCCGAGCAGCACCUCAUGUGCGAGGAGCAUGAGGACGAGCGGAUCAACAUCUACUGCCUGCGCUGCGAGGCGCCCACCUGCUCCCUCUGCAAGGUCUUCGGGGCACACAAGGACUGCGAGGUCGCGCCGCUGCCUGCUGUCUACCAGCGCCAGAAGAGCGAGCUCAGCGACGGCAUUGCCAUGCUGGUGGCGGGGAACGACCGCAUCCAGGCUAUCAUUACCCAGAUGGAGGAGAUCUGCCGCACCAUCGAGGACAAUGGCCGGCGGCAGAAGCAGCACCUGGGGCUGCGCUUCGACUCACUGUACAGUAUCCUGGAGGAGCGGAAGAAGGAGCUGCUGCAGAGCAUCGCGCGGGAGCAGGAGGCAAAGGUGCAGCGCGUGCGGGGCCUCAUUCGCCAGUACGGCGACCACCUGGAGGCCUCCUCCAAGCUGGUGGAGUCGGCCAUCCAGGCCAUGGAGGAGCCCCAGAUGGCCGUGUACCUACAGGGGGGGGUCUGCCUGCCCUGCAGGAUCACGGACAUGUCCAAGGUGUCGAUGAGCAGCCGCCCAGAGCCGGGCUACGAGAACAUGGACCACUUCUCCAUCAACGUGGACUAUGUGGCAGAGAUGCUGAGGACCAUCGAGUUCCAGACAGAGCUGCUGGGCGAGGAUGAGGCAGAUGGAGGACCCGGGGACGGCAGCGAGGCCGUGGCAGAUGAGGACCGGCUGGACAGCCUGGAGGUUCCCGAAGCCAUGGAGGAUGCGGGGCCGAGGCAGAAGCCGGUGAGCUCUCCCCAUGGUCAGCACUGAGCUGGUGCCAUGGGGCAGCAUCAGCACCUGGUGGCUCAUCGCUGUCCCUUGCACCCCUCGGCGAGUUCCAGCCCUGCUGCUGUAAUUCCCAAAAUGCUGGAGCUGCCCCUCUCUGACAUUAAACCGUGUGUGACGA
Molecule: messenger RNA, 1099 nt
Organism: Aptenodytes forsteri (emperor penguin)
Lineage: Eukaryota; Metazoa; Chordata; Aves; Sphenisciformes; Spheniscidae
Gene: TRIM54
Product: tripartite motif containing 54
Exons: 8
Coding region: 1-963 (320 amino acids)
Molecular function (GO): zinc ion binding
Source: RefSeq, a predicted model, not a curated record